CGAAUAAAACAGGAGCAAAAAAUUAUUGUUCGGCAAUGGCUUUGGCUUGGCAAAUUCAGUGCACUGCUUCACCACCACUCCUUUCUCUUCCCUUCUUCAAACGAAAAUCUUCUUCUUCCACGUCUCUCUCUCUCCCGGUCACUCGCUCUAUACGCUUAGGCUCCACUCACGCGCCGUCUCCUAGGACCGUCGCUGCUUCCCUCUCCUCCGUCGAAUCUCCCACCUCCGUCGACGGUCUUGGUAACAAUAAGACGCCUCUUCUCGAAGUCAAAGGCUUAACUGCUGUGAUUGCUGAAACCAAGCAGGAGAUCCUCAAAGGCGUUGACCUCGUCGUUAACCAGGGAGAGAUUCAUGCUAUAAUGGGAAAGAAUGGCUCCGGGAAGAGUACGUUUUCUAAGGUUCUUGUUGGGCAUCCGGAUUAUGAGGUGACUAGGGGCAGUGUUGUGUUUAAGGGAGAGAAUUUGCUUGACAUGGAGCCGGAGGAAAGGUCUCUUGCCGGACUUUUUAUGAGUUUCCAGUCUCCGGUUGAGAUACCGGGUGUGAACAAUAUUGACUUUUUGCACAUGGCAUACAAUGCUCGAAGGAAAAAACUUGGCGAGCCCGAGCUUGGUCCACUUGAGUUCUAUGCUUAUAUAUAUCCUAAACUUGAUCUCGUGAACAUGAAGACUGACUUCCUUAACCGAAAUGUCAAUGAAGGAUUCAGUGGAGGUGAAAGGAAGCGCAAUGAGAUUUUACAGCUUGCAGUUCUUGGAGCAGACUUGGCUAUACUUGAUGAGAUUGAUUCUGGACUAGAUGUUGAUGCCCUUCGAGAUGUAGCAAAAGCAGUAAAUGGCCUUUUGACUCCAAAUAACUCAGUUUUGAUGAUAACUCAUUAUCGCCGGCUGUUGGAGUUUAUUAAACCAACAUUCAUCCAUAUUAUGGAGGACGGAAGAAUCAUAAAGACGGGAGAUAGCUCCUUAGCCCAAGUUCUUGAGGAGAAAGGCUAUGCUGCAAUUUCUUCUGCAUAGCAUAAAAUUCUGAAUCGGUACACACUCCAUUUAGCUUUGUUUUUCAGCCUCUGGUCCACUGUGAACUACAAUGCAAAUUCAGAAGAUCAGGUUCCACCAUCUUUUAAAAGGGAGCAUGGAGCCUCAGCCCUUGAGUAUGAACAGUGGUACCAUAUACUGUUUCGGUUUAAUAUUUAACCUCUUGUUUUGGAAUGUGAGUGGGUUUGUCCACUUGAAGAUUGGGAAAUUAGGGUUUUAGAAAGAAAGAACUUUGUUUACUACAUGAUUUUUGCUGAUCUUAUCUAUUUUUGAGCUGAUGAAAGUCGUAUGGAGUCAUACAUGUAAUCUGAUUGUUACAUUAAACUGAUACUUCGACUGAAAAUAUUACAGCCCUGUUGUUGUUUCAA
Hibiscus syriacus is the source of this 1393-nucleotide messenger RNA. Its product is annotated as ABC transporter I family member 6, chloroplastic-like. The coding region runs from base 36 to 1007 and encodes 323 amino acids. Gene Ontology annotation, molecular function: ATP hydrolysis activity; ATP binding. The transcript has 7 exons. The record is from RefSeq and is a predicted model, not a curated record. NCBI's taxonomy places the organism in Eukaryota, Viridiplantae, Streptophyta, Magnoliopsida, Malvales, Malvaceae.